AGUAGCGCCACCAACAUCCGGCUACUUCAAUCUCUAAAGCCGACUAAAGAUAUACGUGAAGAGGGUGUGUAUAACGGGGUAUAAAAUUAUUAAAAUACAGAUAAAAGUUAUAGCUUUUUUCCCGCAAGUGUGUGCAAAUAAUUUCAUAGAUAGGAGGAACACUUUUAAAGAGAGCCGACCAUGUCGUCGGAACAAUUCUCAUUAUGUUGGGACAACUUCCACAAGAAUAUGAGUUCGGGUAUGAACUCAUUGUUAGAGAAUGAAGACUUAGUGGACGUGACGCUUGCCGUGCAAGGAAAAUGUCUCAAGGCCCAUAAAAUGGUACUUUCUGUGUGUAGUCCUUAUUUUAAAGAACUUUUUAAGUCGAAUCCGUGUCAACACCCCAUAGUAUUUAUGAAAGACGUUAGUUACGAAGCUUUAAGUGAUUUAUUACAAUUUAUGUACCAAGGGGAAGUUCAAGUUAGCCAAGAAAAUUUAACUACAUUUAUUAAGACUGCCGAAGCCUUGCAAAUCAAAGGACUCACCGGAGAUGGAAAUGGCUCAACUGAUAAUGACGUUGUGGAAGUUCCUGUUGAAAAACGUACACCACAUGUAGAAGAUUACAAGCCAGUUUCUAUACCUAGACCAAAGAAACAACAACCCCCUCCUGCUCCAAUAUCAUCCCCUUCUGUGAAGAGACAAAGACUGAGUGCUUCAACUAGUGAUACCCAACCCUUACCUCCCCCUGUUACGAAAGUUGAACCCAUAGCCCCUCCUCAACCUGUUCCUAUUGCAACACCUGAAUCUUCACCUCUACAUUUUAAGACGGAACCUUAUGAACAGUCAGUCAGCCUUCUGGAUGAGCCAGGUGAUGACACUUUUAACGAAGAUACAUUGGAUGAGACUGUAGGCGACGAUAACGAAGAUUACUCUAUGAUGGAAAGUGGUAGUGGAGAAGAACCACAGGCAGGAACUAGUACUGAUGGAGCAGGCGAAGGACAAGAAAAUGCAGAAGAAAGUGUUUCAAGACCAUCUAGACGUGUUGGUGUUAAAAAUGCAAUAGUUAUUGAUGGUUUCACAUACCAUCAAAAUACAACAAAAAAUUCUAAGACUAGAUAUUUAGUUUGUGCAGAAUACAAACGAUUAGUAUGUAAAGCCAGAGCAGUGAUACCAGUAGGUGGUUCUUCUCGGGAGUUUGUUUUACGCAAAGAACACAAUCAUCCACCACUAAUAGGAGAGUCUUUAAAGGGGGACUUUAUCAAACAGCUAAAAAGAGCUGUCGUAAAUGAUCCUUUAAAGACUCCAAGAGAUAUUUACGAAGAUCUGGCAGAAGUGUAAGUAUAUAUUAACAUUAGUGUGAACAAAAAUGUGCAAAUGUUUUAAUCGUAAUUGUUUUAUAUAUGAUUUUUACACUUUCAAAGGUUCUAUAUGACCCAUAUAUUCGUGAGAAUGUUUGUAUUGACUGUGAGUGAUAAUGAGCUGAGAAUAAUGAGCAAAUUUAUAUGAUUGCUGUUUGUUGUGUAUGUAUUUGUGGUAUUUGUGUGUUAAAAGAUAUGUGGUUAGUGGUUUAUAUGGAUCAUAUAGGUACUUGUAAUAAAUACAAAGAUAUGUUACGAUUUUCACAUUCAGUACAAAACGAAUCUUCAUGUUUGUAAGGGUAUAACCUGUUCAGAUAGAAUUAAACAAGGUAAUGUUUUGGUACAGUAUGAAACUUAUUGACUUGCUUUCAAUAGGCUAACAACAACCUUUGAAUAUUUUUUAUGUGGAUAGUGGAGUUGGUUUUUUAGUUUAUUCUUAUUUGGUAGAUAAAAUCCUGUUAGAGAAAUAAAAAGUCUGCGUAUCUACAUACAUACAAAAUGAUUGCUCAGUUUUUGUACAAAAAAUUAUUUAUCUAUUGUUUUUAUUUUGUGUAAUAGUUUCUCUGUAAGUCAAAAUUUGAAUUUGUAUAGAAAAAAGCAUGGUACUGUAUUUGUGAUAAAGUUUUUGGACUUGCCAAGUGCAUAAUAAAAUCAAUACACUGAUAGGUAACUUCUAAUUUCAAACAAAAAUCUUAACCGACUUUAAUCUGACCAAUUUUUAAAAAUCAUAAGAAAAAUACUGUAAAAUUCAAAAAGAAGUUGAUGUAGGAAUAGAUUUUGGCAAAUUUUUCUCACAUUUUAUAUUUGUUUAAAUGAAAUUAUUUAAUAGAGCCCAAAAUAGAGUUAUUCCCUUGAAUGAAAAAGAUAUAUUCUGAUAUUUUUUUGAUACUUUUUGUACAAAAUAAAAAGGCCAUCAUAUGCCGUUUAUUAAAUUAUUGACAAAGUAAAAAAAUCUACAAAUCAGUGGACCAAUAAAUCGUACUAUUUUACAAUUUUUGCAUUGCCAAUUAAUGAGACUUCUAUAAAAAUUAAAUCUAUUAAAUUAUUACAGUUAACACAAACAUUGAUUUUUUUCUAAACUGAAGUUCAAAAUAUUUUUAUACUAGAUGCUAUAAUUUGUUACCACAUUAGAAGUCAUUCAAAAAUAUUUUGAAGCAUAAUAGAACACUCUGUUAUCUACAUAUAUUUUAAUCAUAUGAAAUUUGUUUCAAAGAGAAGCAAGUUCUAUCUAAAAUCUCUACAUGGUUUUAAAACAAAGUAUUAAAGAGGUUCUCAAACUGUUUCCUUUUCGCAUAUUUAGUUAAAUAUUUUAUGUAUGUGGAAUUAAGUCGCUAUUGAUUGUAAUAAAAAUUACAUUUUUGUUUGUUUUUGACGUUUAGAUAUCGAAUUAAAUUAUUACAACCUGUAGAUGUUCAUACUUGCCGGUUUGUAGCCAAUGUGACAUUUGACCUACUUGGCCUCGAUCUUGUAGAUAAAUAGUCAUUUUAGGUGAAAUGUUAAGGGUGAUUUAAAAUCACAACUUGUGAUUAAUCGGAUGGUACAACAUCACUCUCAGAAUCUCAAAACAAAAACAUGGGUAUUCGCCUACAAAAUAGAGGUCAAGUAAGUUUACUGUCAAAUUGGCUGCUACAAAGCACAAUAAUAAACACCUACAGCUUGAAAUCAGUUCUUAAAUUAUAAUAAAAUGUAAUUUUUAUUAUAAACAGUUGUGAUUUAAACCCGUAUAAAUACAAUAUUAAACAAAAUACUGUUUUUCCACUUGUUAAAUAAAGUAGAACUUUUAAAAGAGACUUUUUCUCUAAAACAAUGAUAAUUUAUAUGAUUGCAAUUUAUGUAGACACACAUGUAUAAUCAGAUUUCGCAAGUUUAUCCAAUUUUAUAAAUGGAAACCCCACCAAAUAUACAAAUAGGUAUCCUGAAGCAUCCACCCUAUGCCCAUUUAACAAGAUCCAUUCAUCGAUCCGGAGAUGGCGUCGGUUAGCAAACACGGACAAUUGGAAGAUUGAUACUCCACACCAUUCCUGAUGAUCGAAGGUUUAUAGAUAAUCUUUUCAUUAAAUAUAUUUAUUAGA
Diabrotica balteata is the source of this 3409-nucleotide messenger RNA. Lineage: Eukaryota; Metazoa; Arthropoda; Insecta; Coleoptera; Chrysomelidae. The record is from the annotation of a GenBank genome assembly.